AUGUCAACAACAGAGAACACAACAACAGUUAUAGUCCAUGAAGCUAUAAAUGAAGAAUACGAAUACAUACAAUAUAACAAACAGUUACGUCUCAUUCGUUCGGUCAAAGACGAUAUGUACCAAAUGCAAAGUAUUUUGAAUGCUCUUCGUUCUACAAAGCAAGCAUAUCAUUGGUUUGAAAACCAACAGACAAAAGAACUUUUAGAAGAAUUUCCUCAUAUGAUUGCUUCCCUCGGAAAACCGAGAGAAGAGAUUCCGUACGAAAAUCGUGAAAAAUUGCCAAACGGUUUGAGAGGAUAUUAUGUACAUAGACUUCUUGUAAAUGCUGUUGCAAUGUGGGCUUCAGCUCGUUAUGCUUGGAAUAUUUACAGACUUCUUGACGAAAUUCAUAGACAAGAACGUGAAGAGAUGGAAAACAAGCUUGAAGCAAAAGACAAAAGCAUUCAGAAAAGAAUACCACGUUCAGUACCAAAAGGAAAGGAAAAGAACUAUAAGUAUAUGAUUUAUACUGAAGAGAUGGAAAAUGAAGAAGACAGAGAUAUGGUUAUGUUGCAUUUAGUCAGAAGAAACACCAAAAGCUUUUACGACCUUGCUAAGAUUUACAAAUCUGACAGAAAUUGGUUCUAUCGCGAAAACUUACCGAUUUCAAUGACACCGAAUGAAGAUGUGAAACAAAUAGUUCAAGAUACGUUACCUCAAACACACUAUGAUAUGAAAGGUUGUACAAUACUUACCUUCAAAGAAGAUUUGCCAUUGUUAAAGGAAAAAAUAACAGAGUAUUUUGACAACUUCAAACAAGUAGGGUAG
Molecule: messenger RNA, 807 nt
Organism: Trichomonas vaginalis G3
Lineage: Eukaryota; Parabasalia; Trichomonadida; Trichomonadidae
Product: KilA, N-terminal/APSES-type HTH, DNA-binding family
Exons: 1
Coding region: 1-807 (268 amino acids)
Source: RefSeq, a predicted model, not a curated record